AUGGAUUCGAUGGAAGCUCUUGUAUUACAAUUUGGUGAUUCCUGGCAUGAUCGUCUGGACUUGAUGGAGUUUGCUUACAACAACAAUUUUCACUCAAGCAUUGCCCAGGAUCGACAGAAGAGUUUAGCUGAUCGACAUGCCACUGAUCGAGUGUAUAAUGUGGGUGAUUGGGUGUUUUUGAAAUUGUCACCUUUGAGAGGCGUGGUACGAUUUGGAAAAAGAGGGAAGCUAAGUCCGAGAUAUAUUGGACCUUAUGUGAUCACUGAAAGAGUUGGUGAAGUUGCCUACCAGUUGGAGUUGCCCCCGGAGUUAUCUAAGGUCCAUGAUGUGUUCCACGUCUCUAUGCUUCGACAUUAUAUUUCUGAUUCUUCUCAUGUGAUCCCUCCUCAACCGUUAGAGAUUAAUCCGGAUUUGACAUAUGAUGAGGAACCAGUCACUAUAUUGGAUUGGAAAUAUAAGGUUCUAAGGAACAAGACGGUGAGUUUGGUGAAAGUGUUGUGGAGGAACCAUUCCGUAGAAGAAGCUACCUGGGAGACAGAAGAUCGUAUGAGAGAAAUGUACCCAAGAUUAUUCUAUGGGUAUUAAGUGGUUUAAUUGGUUAUGGGAAUUUCGGGGACGAAAUUCUAUAAGGAGGAGAGAUUGUCACAGCCCGUCCCGAGAUUUUCUAUCGGGGACGUGAAUUGACGGAUUUACACUUGACGUUACUAAGGUAUGUGUGUGUAACGUUAUUUGGUUUAAAUUAUUAUAAGUUUUGGGGAUAGAGAA
Malus domestica (apple) is the source of this 765-nucleotide messenger RNA. Lineage: Eukaryota; Viridiplantae; Streptophyta; Magnoliopsida; Rosales; Rosaceae. The record is from RefSeq and is a predicted model, not a curated record.